Bactrocera oleae (olive fruit fly) is the source of this 4144-nucleotide messenger RNA. RefSeq names its product protein-lysine N-methyltransferase EEF2KMT. The record is from RefSeq and is a predicted model, not a curated record. NCBI's taxonomy places the organism in Eukaryota, Metazoa, Arthropoda, Insecta, Diptera, Tephritidae.
GUUUACCAUGUCAUUUUAAAAAUUGUUUAUAUCUUUGCACCAUUAUUCCAAUCUAAUUAGUAAAUAUAAAGCAUUUAGUAAUCAAUUCAUUAUGAAAGAAGAGAGCGAAAGUUUCAUUGAUACACUAAAGUACCAAUUCCUGUGCUGCUAUCCAUUACACUGCAUCGAAUGGGAUGCUAUACCAAAAGGACUUACAUGGGAACAGCACAAGCAGCUUAUUGAAAACACGGCGCUACAACCACUCAAUAAGAAAUAUCCCAUAAAAAUUAGUUAUCAACUAAAUUUCCUCAAGCGCUUGUUGCAACAACUGGAAAAACAUUGUGACGAAGUGCAUGAUAUUGUGUAUGAGAGCUACUGUGCGGUACAACAACGUGUAGCUAAGGAUACAACUGAAAAAUAUGCUUACAAACACUAUGUGCAACCGUCUCUCGAUGUCUCCAUAACACUUCGCGAAUCCAAAAGCUUUGUGGCAGAAGGCACAACUGGCUUGUGCAGCUGGCAAGCUUCCAUUGCAUUAGCCGACUAUCUGGUGCAAAAUAUUAAAUUAUUGCGUGGAAAAUGUGUGUUAGAGUUAGGUGCUGGCACUGGCCUGUGUGGCACGAUUGCGCUGCAAUGUUGUGGUGUGCGGCACAUGUUGUUGACUGAUGGUAGUCACGAAUGCAUAGAACUUAUGAAGGAGAAUGUUUUGCGAAAUUUCAGAGAAGCCAGCGAAGUUAAUGAUGGUGAAUAUGAAAUAAAAGGAAAGUUAUUGAAUUUGUGUAAAUUGGAAUGGGGUUCUGUCAGCGAUAUGAAAUGGCCAAAUGGAUUUUCCGCGGAUGUGAUAUUAGCUGCGGACGUAGUGUAUGACGACACUGUAUUCGAUUCUCUUACAAACGCUAUUAAUUAUGUUUUCAAAAAAAGAGAUGACAAAUGUGAAAUGUUGCUUGCUGUCACAGUACGAAACGAGCACACGCUAAACAAAUUUCUAAAUUUGCUUUCUACAUUAGAUUUCCAGUAUAUUGAGAAGGAUGUGAUGCCGUUAGACAAGUGCAACUUCUAUUGGGAUCGCACAACACCUGUAAAAAUUUUUCAAAUCACACGUAAAAGCUAAUUAUUAAGUAAUAGUUUAAAAAAGUAAAAGCAUUAAUUAAAAAAAUAACAUUUAUUUAAAUGGUACCCUUAGUCUAACACAAUAAUUAAGUAUAAAUACAUAAAAUCACUUUUUAAAAUAAUUGUAUAUAUAAUAUUUUUAAUUUAUACAUAUUUACAUACGAGUACAUAUAUGUAUAUGUAUGUCACAGCUCAAUAAUGUGCAUGUGCACUAAUCGUCGGGAUAGAGCCAUCCUGCAGACACGUCACAUCCAGCUGCUCAAUCUCGUGCUGUUUGAAUAUUACGCCCAGCAAAUCGUAUUGUAUUUCGAACAGUGUCAUGCAAUAUGUACGCGGCACCUUAACGCCCACCACGAGGGCAACUAGUGCUGUGAUUAUGAGGUACACAAAACCCUGUGCCAUAAUCGUACUCGGUUCGGCUGAGUAGAAAAAUGAAUUUUUCGAAUUCGACACGAAAUAAUAAUACACCAUGCUGGUACUAACUAACUUCGCCAAAUACGACACGAAGAAAAGCAACUCCGUAUAGCGAAAAUGUGAAACUUCCACAAUGGAAAUUUGCAAAUUACAAAAUGAUAUACCAAAGAAAAAUAGUAUGAACCAAAGCGGUAUUUUCGUAUCCACCGAUGAACAUAUGAUCAUGCUCAGGAUUGUUAAAAUUAUAAGACAAAUCUCAUUUACUACAAACGUUACUUUUACACUAAAGAAAACCAUGGCCAACACACAUACAGCCGAACCGGCGAACACCACCCACAACAUUGCGUCCACAUUGUCCACCGGCGUUAGGCGUAUGCCCUGAUUCAUAACAAACCAGAAAAUAUAGUAUACAAAAAGCGCAUACUGUAUCGCCUCGGUGAAGAGCACCACCAGGGUGACGUUCCAUUGUUGAUUUUUAGUGACAUAAAGAAACUUGACACGCUUAAUGAUAUCCUUACGCUUAUCAAAUAUGCUGCCAUUCGAGUUGGCAAUGCGAAAUUCAUUAUCCAAAAUAUUCUGACAAUCGACAAUGCCAUAAAAAUCCAUCACUUUCAAACCGAUGAGUACGCUUAAAAUCACAACCGAAAUAGUUAAGUAGAGACCAGCAAAACCCACAUAGAGUCCAUCCGGUACUUCAUUAACGGUUGUAUUGACUGUGUCGUCCGGCUUCGUGUAGCUAGUACCAAUAAGGCUUAUCGCCGCGGCUGUGCCAAGUAGAAAGAUGCAAAAUGCCAAUGCGAGCAUUAUGGAACGACUGCGUUUAUGUAGGGUUGUGUGCAGGAAGCUCAAGCCAGCUAUGUAGUUCAAGCUAUACGCGAAGUAGGAGAUGAAGGCGCCAGCAAUGUCUAAAAGGAGACGCAAAAAUAAAAGUUUGAGAAAUUGUAUUGAUAAAAUAUAGAAAAACACAGUUAAAUAGAAUUAAUUAAAAGUCUGGAUAGUAGUAGCUAAGAAAGAGCAGUUCAUUCCGUUACCAUGACAGUCGCGUCUACGGAUCCGAAUUUUUAUGCGGCCAAAGCUCUGUCUUCUGGCCAAAGGCUAUCAAUUCGCCAGUAUUUCCUAAAAUUGCUUAUGUAAUAUUUUUUACCACUACAACAACAACAAUAAUUAUUAUAGUUGUGCACUGUACUAAGAAAUCUGAUCCGUCACUAGUUUGGUCUGCAGAAAUGGACAAGUUUAGAACCUAUCCUAUCAAAUAUAACAAAAACAAUGCAAUAAUUUAUAAAUCGAUAUCGCACAUUUCCUGCAUUAAACUAUAUAUAGUAUAUCUAAUAUUAUAUAUAUAGUUUAUCUGAUAUUCGUUCACUUCAAUCGGAUGUUUAAAAUGCUUAUAUAAGGUAUAUUGGGCCUAUGACCAGAUUUUAUAAAUUUUAGGCACAAGGACACAAAGUGUAUUAGAAAAAGACGCUCUUUGAAUUUCCUUGAGAUAUCUCACAUGUUGUAAUUACAGUAUAAAGUCAACCGGAAGUUCGAAAUUCUUUAUAUUGGGUAUAUGGGGCUAAUGUAAGAAUUGACCCGAUUUUAAGCACUUUUGAUUCAAGGACACAGUAUUAUCAAAAAAAGAUUCUCUCUGAAUUUCAAUAAUUACCUCAAUCAUAGCGCUUUUUUCAUAAAAUAUAUAAUCAUUUAUAGGCACUCAGGCCCACAUGUUCGGCAUACAAGUAUGAAGCACUCAUAUGCAAUAUUUGCUCAAGAAUUUACUUCCAUAAUUCCAAAUUUGGUAAGAAAAUUAAGAAGUUAGUUGAUUAGUUCCUUCGAUAUAGAAUUUCACCUAAAGGUGUGCGUUGCCACACCCAUUGUUCAAUUUUGAUACAGGCUCUUAAAAAGCUCUUCUGUAUCAUCGCCGAUUAUUCAUGCAUGAGCGUGCAUACAUAUAUACAAGCAAAUACACAACUACAUACAUAUGUAUAUAUAUACUCAUGAACAGCAUAUAAUUUUUAUAACGAAAUAACAACUUUAUUCGCGAAAUUUUGACAUUUUCAUAUACGUACAUUAGUAUGUAUUGUAAAUAACUAUUUUAACUUUUUAAAACAUCUGAACGUUGUCAAUAUUAAGAACUAUCUUAUCAUUCAGCUGAUAUCAGUCUAAAGUUUUUGUUCAGUUAUAUUGUAUUGGCUAUGACUUAAUUUUGCCCAUACCCAUUGCUUUGGUCAUAAUAAUCAAUAUAAAUUUACUGUUAUCUAUGUAUGUAUGUAUAUGUAUAAAAAAAUUUAAUACUUUGCUCAAAUAUAUACAUAUGUAAAAAAACUUAAGUUUAUAGAGUAACAAGUCAGUCAUCUAAAAUCAAUGAAGAAUUUAUUUAAGUAAUCGAUUUGAUUACCAUUGUGCCAUAUGAUGAAAGACUUUGGAACAAUUAAAAUUAUAUUGAAAAUGUAUCAAAUUACACACAGAUAUGUAACUACGUGAUGUCAGUUAUAAAUUCGACACUUUAAACAUAACAUUUGCAUUGACAUAUACUAUAAACAAUAGAUAAUUCAUUAUCCUAAUCAUAAAUUAUUUACAAUACUGUACCUUAGAUCGGUAAUACCUACUACCUGUAAAAUCUAUAAAUGUUAAUAUCGGCAAUAAAAGGCGUUCUAUUUUA